UAUUUAUUUCAUAUUUACUUACCUAUGAUUGUACCUAUCAUUGAUUUUGUUGUAUCUUAAAUUAUUCGCACUUAUCGCGCAAUAAAAAAUAAAUUAAUACAUUCUUUUAUAAUGACGGAGACAAAAGAGAAUAUUUUUCUUUUCGUACCUAAUAUAAUUGGAUUCGCCCGAGUCAUCUUGGCAAUAAUAUCAUUUUACUUUAUGCCAACGAACUGUGUAUUGGCCUGUACAUGCUACAUAACAUCUGCUUUAUUGGAUGCCUUUGAUGGUCAUGCUGCAAGAUAUUUUAAUCAAAGUACAAAAUUCGGCGCGAUGUUGGAUCAGCUGACCGACCGCGCUGGUACCGCUUGCCUCAUGAUGACGCUGGCCUCGUUCUAUCCCCAGUACACAUUCUGGUUCCAACUGUCACUUUCUAUUGACAUAACUUGCCACUGGUUGUACUUGCAUACUAGUACACUUCAAGGAAAAACUUCCCACAAGUUCAUAGAUAUGUCAGAGAACCCUGUAAUGCAUGUAUACUACACCAACAAGACAGUAUUAUUCUGUAUGUGCGCGGGCAACGAGGCGUUCUAUGCAGCUCUCUAUGUUAUGUACUUCUACACAGGACCCACAGUUUUGGGUAUCGGUUUAUGGAAACUGAUAGCUCUCGUCUCGAUGCCUGUGGCUAUAGUCAAGGCCGGUAUAUCAGUGCUGCAUGGAAUCGUCGCUUCCCUUAACUUGGCAACCAUUGACGUCAACGAACGAGCUGCACUUGCUGAGAAACAAAAGAAUUAAAUUUGUUUGAGGUUUCAUGGAUAUCUCUAGAACCUACAAUUAUAAUUUUAAGGAUAGUAUCUCCAAAGGCUUGCACAGACGUGACGGUCCGCGAGGAAUAAAAAUUGCCCAUUUUAUUAGUUGCGGAUUUGAGUUAUCGAUAUAUUAGAUGAUUCAACCAAUAACUAAUUAAGCUUUGCUAAAUUAGCUUUAAAGGUUCAGAAGUAAAAUAUUAUAAAUAUUUAAAAAUUAAAUAUCAACAAUAGUUUCUAGUUACAUUAUUCAAUAUGGUUGCUUCAUACAAACUGAAAGAUAGAACUGAACUCUGUAAUAUCUCCGUAUGCAGUUCUUUUUUUUACGCAAAGAAAUAAAAGAUGGUAUGUCUAUUGUCUGUGUAGGCGAAUCGUAUUUGUUGUACGUAUGUGUUAUCCUACUAUGUGUAUUGUGUAUAUGCGUAUGUGCACUUAGAUAAUGAAUUAUUAAAAUGAUAUUAUUGUUACAAGGCACUAUAAAGCUAAAUCCAUAACGAGCAUGAUUUUUUCAAUGGGUAACAAUGGAAUGAUGACCCCGUCUGCUCUAUCGGUAUACGCUGGCGGAGCGCCAGUGGAAAAUAAAAGCAAGUCAGUUGGCCCAUCGUGAUGAAUUCAUCAAGAAUUAACCACGAUCUAUUUCAGAGAAGGUCUACCUAAUAUGGUAUAUUACUAACAAUACAUAAAAGACUUCCUACUCACUUUUCUAACGUGAGGUUGAAUAACAUUUUCUUGUUCACUUGAUACCUAUAGAGAAAUUUAUUUUUCUAGAUGGCUCUUAGAUGACCGACUAUGAUGCUUAGCCUAACAGCAUGUUUUUGUUAUUUUGUUGGAUUUGCUCAUUCUGGACUUGCUUUUAACUUGUCAAUUUAUCAAUAAUCUAUUAGAUUAUUAUAGUUUUAUACUAUGUUUAAACUUCCUUGUUUGGUGGCCAAAUUAUUGUAAAAACUAAGAUAAAUAAGCCAAAUUUGACUUUUUUUUUAUGGGUGAUAAUGGAAUGGUAACACCCCAUCCGCGCUAUCGGUAUACACCGGUGGGGCACCAGUGAAGGAUGAUAGGUGAGGAUGAAGCAGGCCAGUUAGCCCAUCGUGACGAAUUCAACAAGAAUUGUUCACGAUGGUUUCCAGGUGGAACCACGUGGAGGUCGACCUGAUAGGGCAUAUUGCUAGCAAUGGGGCUGUCAAACUCCAUUGCUAAUAACCCCUUUCCCCCCGCCAAAUUUGACUUUACCAUGCAUUCACUGAGACAAUAUCUACAUUUGGAUUUACUUAUCUAUGUACGUAUUUUGACGCAUACAGUAAUUUUAAAUAUUUUUAAUAAAUAUUAAUGUUGUAUAUAAGAAUGUAAUAAUCGUGCUUAGGAAUUACUAAAUAAGGAUAUUUUAGUUUAAGAUAAAAAAAAAACCGGUGUCUAUAAUUGUAACAAAAUUAUUAUGGGACCAACACAAGGGUAAAACUUAUCACUUGCAAAAUAAUAUAUCAAAAUUGGUUCAGAUUUGACAUAGACAUCGCGUAAUAUAAAAAAAAAAAAAAACUAUCGAAUUUACAUUCUCGUUUUAAGUUGCUUAAUGAUACAUAUAUAUAUUUGUAAUGUAAUUGAGAUUUUUAAUCAAUAUAAUACAUGUUGGAGUCAGUCAUCUAAAGGCGAACUGGGCGCCCGAUCCAGAUGUAAACCGGAGAGGGCGCCUCUAUAGUAAAGAAAUCAAUGAAAAUAUUUUUGUUAUUUCACAUAAGUGUGGCUAUAUUUAGAUCUUAUUAUGUUUUGUAAUAUGGCUCGCAUUAAACUAAAUGCAUAAUUUGAAACGCGUAAAACACUAUCUACACUUUGCAUCUGUCGUAGACAUACAAAAAGCUGCACUAGUCUGCUAUGUUGAGUCUUUAAUACAUAAAAGUAUUGUAAUUUGAAAGUUACUUGGAUAAUUAAUAGUUUCUUAUUAUUAAAGAAAAAAAUAUCUCGAAAGAAAAAAUCACAACCAUUUGGGGUUUUUAGUAUUAUGGUGUUAUUGUAUUGUCUAGUCGUUCUUAAUUGUGUAUUUAAAGUAACAUUUAUUAAUUGUAUUAUUCAGUAUAUAAUGUAAUACGAGCUAUAAUUUCCCAUUUAUUUUAUAUUGAGCUAUUGAACAAUGUGGUUAUAUGUAAGUUGAUAUUUAAGUGUAAUCUCAUGCUAUAAAAAAGUGAACUUAUUUUCAAGAAGUAAAUAUUAAGCUUCAAUUAAAAAAAAAUGGGGAUAAGUUUUAAAGUGAGCAUUUAUUUUCCUGGUGGGGGGGGGGGGGGAUUCUGACCAGUUAAAAGAGGCGCAUAUGUACUCUUAGACAUGUCGGCGCAUAGCUGAAAGUUCAGCUCGAAUCUGUGAGUGGACAUAAUUCUGGAGAGAGCAUGGCUCACCUGCCCCCUUCUCCCCCUUAAAUACAACUAUAGUCUUUAUAGUUUUUAUAUGAGGAUAUUUAUUUAUGUUUUUAAUUUAUUAAUUGCUAUGCUAUAUUUUUUUUUAUAAAAUGCCAUAGCAAAUACAACACAAAUAUGUAGCAAAUUUUGUUAUAAACAUUCCACAUUACAGUUCAUUAAAAAUACAUUCUGUCAAAAUUAUUUAUAAGAUGAACUCUUAUAUUAUUAAACUUAGAUGUGUAUCUCUUGUGAACAAAGUAGGUUUAUUUAUUAGCGUUGGUUCCUACAUUAGGUCAUUUGAUUCUAGACAAAAUAAUAUAUACUAUUGUUAUAUUUUGUUGUGAAUAAAUUUAAGUAUCGCA
This is a messenger RNA of Galleria mellonella (greater wax moth), 3528 nucleotides long. RefSeq names its product CDP-diacylglycerol--inositol 3-phosphatidyltransferase (gene Pis). The record is from RefSeq and is a predicted model, not a curated record. The transcript has 4 exons. Gene Ontology annotation, cellular component: membrane; Golgi apparatus. Lineage: Eukaryota; Metazoa; Arthropoda; Insecta; Lepidoptera; Pyralidae. Bases 112 to 774 code for a protein of 220 amino acids. Gene Ontology annotation, biological process: phosphatidylinositol biosynthetic process. Gene Ontology annotation, molecular function: CDP-diacylglycerol-inositol 3-phosphatidyltransferase activity.